AUAACAUUUUUGUAUUUGAGUCCAAUCCUUCUGCGGGUUUAGAACUGUCAACAACAAUGAAGUCAUAUUUGACAUUAACUGUUAUUCUGGUUGCAGUAUUUUAUGUUGAAGCACAGGAAACUACUACUACACCACCUAAUACGCCUUUAACUCCACCACCUGGAAGUACUUUGGCACCUGGAGGUAUUACUUGGAAAAAUUGUACAAGACCUAACGAGUAUUACACUUGUGGUAGCGCCUGUCAAACUACAUGUGCAACAUUAGGCCAAACUUGUCCUAUUGUAAACAUACGAUGUAACGACGAUUGUUAUUGUAUAGAGGGAUAUGCAAGAGAUGCGGAAAAUAACUGCAUCCCAAUAAAAGAUUGUCCGAAACGUCGUCCUUGUCAAAGUACAUGUAAAAGAUGUAACCGCUGAUGGUGUUAAAAAACGAAAAAACCUCUAUAUUAUGUACUACAUUUAAUAAUAAAAUUUCAGUAAUUU
Molecule: messenger RNA, 482 nt
Organism: Diabrotica virgifera virgifera (western corn rootworm)
Lineage: Eukaryota; Metazoa; Arthropoda; Insecta; Coleoptera; Chrysomelidae
Product: inducible metalloproteinase inhibitor protein-like
Exons: 2
Coding region: 57-416 (119 amino acids)
Source: RefSeq, a predicted model, not a curated record